GAUACUAUUACAUCAAAGUCUUUGAAGUCAAAUUAAUGCGUGUUACUAUUAUUGAUCCUUUUACGGUUCCAAAUGUCAAUGAAGUAAUAAAUUUUCAAAACGGUUCGACUGUGUCGCCAAAUUGUUUUAUUCUUUUCAGAAGAGAGGUACAAACUCGCAUUUCGGACAAAGGUUUACGCAUAGGAAGGACUACUUUAUCCAAACUUUCAAGUGCUAUUUGGAAAGAUUUAAGGGACAAUGAGCCAAAUCUUGUGAAUUCGUUUAAAACCGUAGCAAACAAUGCAAAAAGAAUUUUUUGUGGAAGAGGAUUGCGCUUUCGACACGUUCGAGGCUCUCGUAUUAGAUGA
Messenger RNA from Ambispora leptoticha, 347 nucleotides. NCBI's taxonomy places the organism in Eukaryota, Fungi, Glomeromycota, Glomeromycetes, Archaeosporales, Ambisporaceae. The record is from the annotation of a GenBank genome assembly.